This is a messenger RNA of Saccoglossus kowalevskii, 3201 nucleotides long. Its product is annotated as RNA cytidine acetyltransferase-like. Gene Ontology annotation, cellular component: 90S preribosome; nucleolus. The record is from RefSeq and is a predicted model, not a curated record. Gene Ontology annotation, biological process: rRNA acetylation involved in maturation of SSU-rRNA. Gene Ontology annotation, molecular function: ATP binding; 18S rRNA cytidine N-acetyltransferase activity; tRNA binding. NCBI's taxonomy places the organism in Eukaryota, Metazoa, Hemichordata, Enteropneusta, Harrimaniidae.
GUCUGUCCAGAUAGAUCAGCUGUGUGUUGAUAUUUCGUUGGGAAAAUGGUCCGAAAGAAAGUUGAUAACCGCAUUCGCAUUCAGAUUGAGAACGGUGUCACGACAAAAAAGAGAAGCUUUUUUGUUGUAGUUGGUGACAAGGGACGUGACCAGGUUGUAAUACUGCAUCACAUGCUAUCAAAGUCACAGGUAAAGGCCAGACCGUCAGUAUUAUGGUGUUAUAAGAAGGAACUAGGAUUUAGCAGUCAUCGCAAAAAACGGAUGCGCCAAAUUCAAAAGAAAAUCAAAAGUGGUACAUUAGAUUUAAAAGAUGAUGAUCCAUUUGAAUUGUUCAUUGCUGCAACUAAUAUCAGAUACUGCUAUUAUUCAGAAACGCAUAAAAUAUUAGGAAAUACAUUUGGAAUGUGUGUCUUACAGGAUUUUGAAGCGAUGACUCCUAACUUACUUGCCAGAACAAUAGAAACAGUGGAAGGUGGUGGUAUAAUUGUACUACUACUAAGAACAAUGACGUCAUUACGAAAAUUGUACACAAUGACAAUGGAUGUCCACUCUCGAUUCCGGACGGAGGCGCAUCAAGAUGUUGUUGCGAGAUUUAAUGAAAGAUUUCUGUUAUCACUAUCUUCCUGCAAUAACUGUAUCGUCAUUGAUGAUCAACUAAAUAUAUUACCAAUAUCAACACAUUGUUUGAAUAUAACGCCAGUUCCAGCAAAAUCAAAGGAGGACUCACUCAGUGCUGAAGAUUUGGAGUUAAAAGAACUGAAAGAAUCCUUACAAGACACGCAGCCUGUUGGUGUAAUUGUCAACUGUUGUAAAACUUUGGAUCAGGCCAAAGCUGUACUAAAAUUUGUUGAAGCCAUAUCUGAGAAGACGCUUCGGAGCACAGUUGCCAUGACUGCAGCCAGAGGCAGAGGGAAAUCAGCAGCUCUUGGGCUUGCUAUGUCGGCAGCAGUUGCUUUUAGUUAUUCUAAUAUAUUUGUGACAGCACCUAGUCCAGAAAAUCUUCGUACAAUGUUUGAUUUCGUCUUCAAAGGAUUUGAUGCCUUGGAAUACCAGGAACACCUUGACUAUGAACUUGUACAGUCUACCAAUCCUGAAUUCAAUAAAGCUGUUGUCAGAGUGAAUAUAUUUAGAGAACAUAGACAAACCAUACAGUACAUCCAUCCAUCAGAUGCUCAUAAACUAGGUCAAGCUGAACUUGUUGUGAUUGACGAAGCAGCAGCCAUUCCGCUUCCACUCGUUAAACUUCUCCUGGGUCCCUAUUUGGUAUUCAUGUCCUCAACUGUCAACGGUUAUGAAGGCACAGGUCGGUCAUUGUCACUCAAAUUAAUACAACAGUUACGUCAGCAAAAUAUGACGUACAGCACUGCUAAUAAAGCUGAAGCCAAAGCUGCUGCUGCCCGAAUACUGCACGAGAUAACACUGAAUGAAUCAAUUCGAUACGCUACUGGAGAUGACGUAGAACAAUGGCUGAAUAAUUUAUUAUGUCUAAAUGUGUCAAGUAUAUCAAGAAUUAGUUCUGGAUGUCCCUUACCAGAAGAUUGUGAUCUUUAUUAUGUUAAUCGGGACACUCUAUUCAGUUAUCACAAGGCUUCUGAAGUGUUCUUGCAAAGAUUAAUGUCGCUCUAUGUGGCAUCACAUUAUAAGAACACUCCAGAUGAUCUUCAGUUGUUAUCAGAUGCACCAGCACAUCAUUUAUUUUGUCUUUUACCACCUGUCAACCCUACCCAGAAUGCUUUGCCAGAAGUACUCUGUGUCAUUCAGGUUGCUUUAGAAGGUGAGAUUUCUAAGAAGUCUAUUAUGAAUAGUUUAUCACGAGGAAAGAGAUCUUCUGGUGAUCUCAUACCAUGGACCAUAUCACAACAGUUUCAAGACCAUGAUUUUCCAGGUUUGUCUGGAUGCAGGGUGGUUAGGAUAGCCACUCAUCCUGAUUACCAGGGGAUGGGUUAUGGUAGCCGGGCAUUAGCAGUAUUACAACGUUAUUACGAAGGACAGAUACCCAGCAUGUCAGAAAAUACAUUGUCCCAGCAAGACAUCCAUACUGUGGAUACUGAUCAUGUAUCAUUACUGGAAGAAGUCGUUGGUCCGAGGAAAAAUUUACCGCCUCUGUUAUCUAAACUAAGUGAAAGACCUGCUGAAGAAUUAGAUUAUUUAGGAGUGUCGUAUGGACUCACAGCUGAUCUUCUCAGAUUCUGGAAGAAAGCAAAAUUUGUACCGGUGUAUCUCAGGCAGACAGCUAAUGCCCUCACAGGUGAACAUUCCUGUAUUAUGUUGAAGUUGCUGAAUUUAGAGUCUGUGAAAAAUGAAUCAAACUGGUUGGUUGCUUUCUGGAAAGAUUUCAGGAAAAGAUUCCUGUCCUUACUGUCAUACCAGUUUCAUAAGUUUACACCAUCUUUGGGUCUCAGUGUACUGCACAACAAAUAUUACAAGUCUGACACAAAUGGUCUGACAAAAGAAGAGCUUGAUGCGGAGUUUUCUAAGUAUGAUUUACAAAGAUUGGAACUCUAUUCUAAAAACAUGGUGGACCAUCAUCUCAUUACAGACAUGUUACCAGCCAUAGCUCGAUUAUACUUCCUAAACAGAUUGGAUAUUCAGUUGUCUGCUGUACAGUCUGCAGUUAUACUUGGACUUGCACUGCAACACAAGACUGUAGAGGAACUAGAGAAGGAACUGGACCUGCCUGUCAGUCAAAUUCUUGGCUUAUAUAACAGAGUUAUUAGAAAAGUCUCCACCUAUUUGAAUUCUGUUGUUGAAGCAUCAGUUGAGAAGGAAAUGGCUGCUGAGAAGACUGUAGUCAUGGAGCCGACUAGAAAGACUAUGCAACAGGAAAUGGAAGAAGGAGCAGCAGAAGUACAAGAAAAACAGGAUAAAGAAAUGGAGCAGCUAAGGAAUAUUGAUUUGAGUCAAUAUGCCAUUAAAGGAGCUGAAGACGACUGGAAGGUUGCCUUGACAACAGGUGCAUCCCCAGCUGUGAUCAGUAUCAAGAGUACUGGUACUGACAGUGUUCGCAGUAAAAGGAAAGAUGACACCGAUAAAAAGAAGCAUAAAAAAUUCAAGAAGGCAAAGUUCCCAAAAAAACAAUAACACAUCAAGAUAAAUAAACUUUUGUUUUUCAUUCUGGUAAAAAAGUGAUACAAGUUUAUUUUUAAUGUUACUAUUAAAAUACAGCGUAAUGCUAUUAUAGAAGAACAAUAAAAAAAUGUU